CGUGUAGUCAGAAGGAUAAUAAGUAGUGAACAUGUCAGAAAAACUAACUUUAGGGCAGCGUGUAAUCGUAGUAGGUAAAGAUGUGAAGGGCUCUGUCGCUUACAUAGGAUAUCCGACGUUCGCUACUGGCAAAUGGAUUGGAGUGAUUUUGGACGAGCCAAAGGGCAAGAACAACGGCACCGUGCGGGGACACGCUUACUUCAAUUGUGAAGAGAACUAUGGUGUCUUCGUACGUCAGACCCAGAUCCAACUGCUGGAUGCAGAGGACAAUCCGAUGGAGACGUCAAUGUCCUCGAUGACGUCAUCAACUCAGGAGCCUAGGGCUACGGCCUCGAAUCGUCGACUUAGCAGGGUGCGUCGGAAGGCGUCACCGGCGCAGACCAAGUCCGGAACGUUGUCUAUGUCGAGCUCGAGGACGUCCCUAGCGAGCAGUCGGCAGUCGCUGACCUCCUACGCUUCCCCCACUGCCGAGAGGGCGUCGUCACCUGACCUGGUCAAGAGAGCAUCUUUUGUUGAGACCGGCUUCGUGGGGACCCUCACUCCUCAGUUCACCCCGGGGCAGAGCAUCACCUCGCCGCAGCCGACGACAUCAGCCGAAGACAAGAUGGCCAACUUGCAGGCACAACAAGAGAUCACCAGUCUCAAAUCGGAAGUGGAGGAUCUGAAGGAGAAGUUGGAGACCCUCAAGGUGCGCCGCGCCGAAGACAGGGAGAAGCUGCGUGAAUUGGAACGCAUUAGACUUCAGCUGGAACAGGCUAAUGAGUUCAAGACGAGGAUAAUGGAGUCGCAAGCGCAAUUGCAAAGGGAUCUGCAGAGGGCGAAGCAGGAGGUCCGGGAAGCCCAAGAGGCUUUGGAGGUCCACAACGAGGAGACGGCGGAGCUCCAGGAGGCGGCCGAAAUGGCGGCGCUGGACAAGGAGAUGGCCGAGGAGAGGGCGGAAGCCCUGCAGCUGGAGCUGGAGCAGUGCAGGGAGAAAUUGGAGGAGGCCACUUUGGAUUUGCAGCUCAUGAGGGCGGAAAUGGAGGCGGGCGGGAACAUACAGCACCCGUACGCAGAGGACGGCGCCGCCACCGGCUACGAGAUGCGGCAACUGCAGCAGCAGAACGUGCGGCUGAGAGACACCCUGGUCCGCCUGAGGGAUCUGUCCGCUCACGAUAAGCACGCGAUAAUGAAGAUGAACAAGGAUCUGGAGCAAUAUAAAUCAGAAAUAGCCGAGCUGAGUCGCACUAAAGAGAAGCUCUCCAGCCGAGUGGAAGAGCUUGAAGCCCAGGUGGCUGACCUCAGGGAACAGGUGGACGCGGCCCUUGGUGCUGAGGAGAUGGUGGAGCAGUUGGCUGAGAAGAAGAUGGCGUUAGAGGACCAGGUGGAACAGCUGAAGCAGGACGUGUCUGAGCUGGAGGCCCUGCAGGAGGUGCACGAGCAGCUGGUGGAGUCCAAUAGGGAGCUGGAGAUGGACCUGCGCGAGGAGUUGGAGAUGGCGCACGCCGCCACCAGGGAGGCUGUAAGAGAGAGGGAAGCCGCCAUGGAGACCAUUAUGGACCGUGACACCACCAUAGUGAAGUUCAGGGAGCUGGUGCAGAAGCUUGGGGAGCAGCUGCAGGAGCUGAAGAACCAGGUCGAGUCCAAACAAGGUUCCCCAGCGCCAAGUACGGAGCAGGAAUCGAAUUCGGAACCCUCCACUCGUAAUUCGCCUCCCGUGGAACUGGGCUCACUGGUCCACUUGUCCAAGGCUUCGACAAGGUCCAUAGACCUUCAGCUGAGGGCUCUGGAGCUGAGUCAGGCAAGGGCGAGAGCUGAUAUGUUGGCCGCUUGCCUGCCUGACCAUUUUAUGUCGCCAUCUGGUGACCACGACGCGAUCCUGCUGAUACUCCUCCUCCAGCGGCUGUACACCAAGUCGGAAAUCAUCCUGGGUCAAAUCCGGGAACGGUUCCCGGCCGUGAACGUGUGGGACCGGGAGGCGGUCACCAAGUCACACACGGCUGUGCAGUACAGCUUCCGUUGUCAGCUGGAGUACCAGCUUCACAUGAUACAGUGCAUAGUGUCAAUGUGGUCUUCGGCCCUGGACUCCUGCAGCCCUGAAAAUCUCCUCAAAGCAACCUCCGCCCUCCCGGACGCCGCUCAGCAGGAGCGCUCGCUCGAUGCGCUCGCUCAACUGCUCAGAGCGAACGAACUCGAUGAGAACUGCUCGCUUGAGGGCGUGGAGCGCUGCUGGGGCUACCUGUCGGCCAUGUGGGCGGCGCUGGCGCCGGCGCGCGCGCCGUGCCGCGACGGCGCGCUGCACGCGGCGCUGGCGCUGGCCGCGCUGGCGCGCGCGCUGCACGCCGACGUCACCGCGCUCUCGCACGUGCUGCAGCCGUCCGACCGUCAGCUGGAGAUCGGUCAGUUGCACGACGACAUCACGACCUUUACGACAUCGCUGCAGCAGCAGCUGAAGAGCAUCCGCAGGCGGCUGCCGCCCGGGGUGCGGUUGGACGCCGUCGACAUGGAUUUGGCGCUGGUGGAGCGGCUGCGCGGCGAGUGCGCGCGCGCGCUGUGGCGGGCGGCGCGCGCGGCGUGGCUGUCGGCGCGCGCCGCCUGCGCCUGCGCCGCCAGCGCGGGCGCGGCCGGCGACGCCGCGCCGCUGCCCGCGCACCAGCUGCUCGCCGUGUGGGCGGCGGCCGUGGACAAGAUAUACCAACAGGAUGACCACGGCCCUAUACGCACAAUAAAACACUCCCUCGCGUCUGUCUCGGCCGAUGUCGGCAAGCUGGCCAGCUUCGUGACUCAGAAGGAGUACGAUAUGAUGUCACAUACAAACGUGGUGCAGGAGAAGCCUACUCCACCGGUGGUGAUCAGGGCUCAAAUGGUGAAGAAGCAGUUGGAGGAGACGAAGACGCUGACCAUCAAGCUGGAGAACAAGGAGGCCGACGUCAAGGAGCUGAGGAAGGCGCUCAAGGCCAAACAAGAAGAGUUAUCAGAGAUGCAGAUUCGUAGGGAGCUGGGCGAGAGGAAACUGUCGGCGGCCGCUCGCGACUCCGAGCUGAGAGCGGAACAGCUGCAGAGGAGAUUGGAGGACGCCACUAACCAGCUGAAACGCAAAGAGAAAGAGUACGAGGAGACGAUGGACCACCUCCAGCAGGACAUUGACUCCCUGGAGCUGGAGCGUGGAGCGUUACGAGACAAGCUGAAGCUGUACGCUAAGAGAGGUUCUCAUCACGCUACUGCCACGACGCCGGCCAGAGACUACUCACCAUCGCCCGUUCCGGUGUCCGUCAGAGAUUUCUUACAGGAGACUCCCGUGAAGGUGUCUUCAGGCACCGUGGGCGAAGUCAACGAGGCACUCCAUCAUCAGCUCAAGGUGUUAAGCUGGACGGUGGAACGCGAGCGCGCAGCCCGAGUGGCGGCCUGCAACAAGGCGUCGCAGGAGGCGCUCCGCAAGCUGAGACCUCUGGAGCACCCCACCGCCGCCGCCGCCAAGGCCAGGAGACAGGCCGCCGGCGAGCUGGAGCGGGGGCUGGCUAAACUGCAGGCUGAUUGGACAAUGCACGUUGCCAAAUCUGGCCUGGUCAAGUUCCCUGAUGACCCGAGCAAGUACGCCAAGGCGAUGGAGACUCACAAGGAGAAGCAGAGGGAGAUCAGGCGGCAGUUGGAGGAGCGCCUGCUGGCCCUCCAGAGUGAGGUGCGUCACCAGCUACUCACGCAUCGGCCGUGGCGCUGCGUGGAGACCGACCUCGCGGAGUUCCCCACCAGGGAGCUGGCGCAGGCUCUGAACACGCCGUCAGUGGAGGUGGGCACCCUCCAAAUGCGCGCGCCGCCCUCGCUGGCCGCCGACACCGUGUACGUGACUCCUGCGCAGCUAGCACACUUACGAGAGCUGGUCGCCGAGUUGCAAUCUGAGGAUGUGAAGUUGGAACUGGCGCCGAUGGACGACAGAAGCAGCGUCUGCGCAGCGUAAAUUUACAUUUAAAAAAAACAACGGAUUGGAGGGAAAACGUUUUGUUUUUACUUCAAAAUGGCGGAUUAUUACGCUUCGUCUCUUAAGAAUUUCCAGAAUUCUCUUAAAUAUCUCUUAUAUAAACCUCGAUGAAUUUUAUUUUAAAUUAAGUCGACUUUACGGCUUCUAAACCAAUAUAUUCAAGACAUUAGUCCCGGUUGCAUACUCGCCUGCAUACUGUGGUUGAUUAAUUAAUGUAAUAAAGAAAAUGUUGUGUAUUUGUAGGUGCUGUUUAUUUAUAAAAUUAAUUUGUAUUAACCUCGUUCUAUUAUUUAUCACAUUAAAAUUUAAUCUCAAUAAUAACUCACAGGUUUUUUUUUCCUAAUGCUGAAUAAAAAAAAAUGCUGAAAAUUGAAUUUGCUUCGCUUUUGAAAUUAUUUAGUCUAAUUAACACUUAAAUAUAAUUUUCGUAAAUGCGAAAGCUGGACAUGGUUUUUAUGGCCUUUUGUGGCUCUGUCUACCCCUUGUAUGUCUGGAUGGAUGGAUGUCUGUUACAAUUUUACGGCUAAACGGCUGAACGGAUUUUUAUGAAAUUUGAAAUAAAGGCACUGAAGGCCCAGGUCAAACAGCGCAAAAACUACAUUAGGCGAACGAAGUCGCGGGUAACAUAAUGGCUGAAAAUUAAAAAUUAUAAUUAAUCAAAAUUACACCUUAAAAAAUACGGUCGAAUUGAGAACCUCCUCGUUUUUUGAAGUCGGUAAUAAAUAAAUAUUAACAGUUUUAUAUUAGUAACAAUUAUUUUAUAAAUUAAUAUUAACUGUUAAAAGUAUGUUAUUAUACAUACAAGUUUGAAAAAAAAAAAAAAUAAAGUCAUAAAUUGUCGUCUAGAAAAAGAAAUUGUUGCAGUAUAAUGACAGUGUAGUUUAGCUGUUUUUAUAAUAAUAUGACUAUCUUUGACCAAAAAAUUUGCUGGUUAUUAAGUAGUUUUUUUUAAUUAGCUCUAUGCAAAACAUAUGUUAUUUGUAUAUAGUGAAGCAAUGUAUCUAUAUAACCUGUACUUACUAUGAAUAAAUGAUUUAUUUCGAUUUGUA
Molecule: messenger RNA, 5004 nt
Organism: Amyelois transitella
Lineage: Eukaryota; Metazoa; Arthropoda; Insecta; Lepidoptera; Pyralidae
Gene: DCTN1-p150
Product: dynactin subunit 1
Exons: 29
Coding region: 32-3934 (1300 amino acids)
Source: RefSeq, a predicted model, not a curated record